Messenger RNA from Naegleria gruberi, 718 nucleotides. RefSeq lists its product as uncharacterized. The coding region runs from base 20 to 577 and encodes 185 amino acids. The record is from RefSeq and is a predicted model, not a curated record. NCBI's taxonomy places the organism in Eukaryota, Heterolobosea, Eutetramitea, Acrasida, Naegleriidae. The transcript has a single exon.
AAAACAACACACAAGUGAAAUGAACACUACUGCAUCAAAUAACUCUGCUCCAGUUUUUGGCAAGACCUCAACAACUAAUAAUCAAUUACUUGAUAUUGAUAAUUUUUCCUUUACUGACAUAAUGUCUGCUGCUAGUCAAUUUACUGAUAACGCUUUUACUUUCUCUGAAUCAUCAACAUAUACUGUUGCUUGUUCAACUCCAAAGAAGAGAAAGAUGAGUGCUAGAUAUGAAGACGAAAUGGUCAAUCAAGAUGGUGAUAACGAAGAACAACAAUUAACUGUAACAACAUCUUGUAAGAAAGUCAAAAUGGAAACCUAUACUGCUGCUACUUCUCCAACAAAGAAAAAGUUGCCAAUCUUUAAACUCUCUGAAAAUAAGACAAAAGAUGCCAAUGUUGAUCCAAUGAACGCUGACUGUUCAUCAAUGAGUGCCUUGAAGGGAAAUAUGUUAGAUUGCUUUAAUUCAAUUAAUAGUAUUGCUAGUGAAUUGAAUGAUGACUUUUUCAAAUCAUCAGUUUCUUCCUUUACUUCAGCUGAUUUACAAGAUUGUCUCAGUCUCUUGAAUCAAAACUUUUAAUUCUCUCAACAAUCAAAACUUUUAAUUCUCCUAACUGUACAGAUUUAACUUGUAAAUUAACUGUAAUCUAACUCCCUCUAAGGUUGAAUCAACUCUCAUGGCUCAACAACUCUAAGAAAUACUUUAUGUAUUCUAAUAAAU